GACGAGCCACGGCACGGUUGGAACAAAUCCCAACAAGUUAUUUUUGCCAUACUGACUGCCUUUGCCCUUUCACCCAAUUCAUGUAUGCUCUUACACAGGACUAUUACAUCAACCCGUUGCCGUCUCCGUGUUACAAGUUCACAUAGACCAGUAUUUUUACCGAGUGCAUCCGCACGCCAGCGCGGACACAACCGGUUAUCGAGAUUAAAUACCUAUGCAAUGCAUCUUGUAGUCAUACAGCACGGCCUAUGGGGCCAACCGGCAAAUACUGCUUACCUAGCAACGCUGCUGCGCGAGCGCCUUGGUGAUGAUUAUGAUAUCAUAAACAGCGACGUCAAUUGCGGCAAUCUAACGUAUGAUGGAGUCGAUGUAUGUGGCGACCGGCUGCAUGAGCUCAUCGUUGCAAGGUUGGAGGCCCUUGCUGCCAAGAGCAAGCCAGCCCACGCCAUCAGCAUGAUUGGCUACUCCAUGGGUGGCCUUGUGACCCGAUAUGUGGCUGGAAAGCUGUACGCGGAGGGGCGCUUUGCAACCAUCACUCCCGUGAACUUCAUCACCGUUGCAACGCCACACUUGGGCGCUUGGCGGAUGCCUAGCACAUGGUACAACAGGGCCUUCAACUACAUGGUCCCGGUGGUCACCAGCCGCUCAGGCUACCAAAUGGUGCUGCAGGACAAGCACCUAUGGGACAAGCCACUACUCUGCCUGCUGAGCCACCCGGACCUUCCCUUCAUGCGCGCCCUGCGCACCUUCAAGAAGCUCAUGCUGCUGGCGAACGUGUUCCACGACCGGCCUGUGCCGUACUGCACGGCAGCAAUACGGCUAGAUAACCCGUACGAAGGCAGCCUGCCGGUCGCCCUCAACCCAAAGUACCCAUCCAUCGUCUGCACGGCGCCUGCUGCUGCCGCCGCCGCCGCCGCCGCUGCAGCCGUUGCAGCAACAGUCUCUACCGGUGCUGCAGGGCCCGCCGCCACAGCUGUAGGACCCAAAUCGCCAGCCAACACGAAGAGUACGGACCCCGGCGCUGCUGACAUCGCUGCUAAGGCUGGAUCUCCCAACGCAGCGCACGCCGCGGCACUUGCAACCGCUGUUACAGUAGUAACAGCAGCCGCUGUUCAGCCGCACGGUCCAACCGCCGCCAACGGCGACUGCGCUGGAACUGGGUGUUCUGGGUCACAUGGGACCCCCCAGGAGCCGUACGACCCACAUCACACACCCCAACACCUGCAGCAGCCGCAAUCUAAAAAAUUCGAUCCGCAGAUGGAGAGCGCAUCGCAGCAGCAACCGCCGCAUGGGCUGCAAGCGGAGGGGGGCCCUCACGGCCACCAGCACCCGCACAAGCCGCUGCCGCGGAGGCCGCUACGCAGCAAGUACCUGCCGGUGAUAUCGGUGCUCUGUCUGCCGCUUGCAGUUCCAGUGCUGGCGCUCAUGGUGGUUGCCGGCCGGUCGCACCACUGCAAAAUGAUGCGUACGGCACUGGACUUCUCUUGGAUCCAACGGCAUUACAACCGCCGCCGGGACAUCGAGGGCGAGGGCGCGCCGGGCGGCCGGGAACGACCCGGCGUGUCACCCAGCCAGCAGCAACUGAACCCCGACGACGCUGCCGGCGGCGACAUCCAAUGCCCCUCCGCACCUGAACUACCGGUAAACCCACCUGCUGCCGGCGCCGGCAAGGACGUCGCUUCUUCCGCAACCGCUGUCGCUCCUCGCAGCGCCUCCUCGAGCGCUGCACCCGCCUCCCAAACGGCGCCUGGUGCGCUUGACGACGGGUGCGACGAGGUAGUGGUCUCGGAGCAGGGUGUUGAGGUGCUGCUGCAUGACGGGGUGGUGGAGCUGCCGGCGCAGCUGCACCGAGUGCAGGAGUGGCUGGUGGAGCAGCUCAACCAGCUGCCCUGGCACAAGGUGGAUGUGGACUGCCGCGACCUGCACGCGCACGCCGCCAUCAUCAACCGCAACCCCGCGCGCUUCCAUCACACCCGGGAUGUGUUGGAGUACCUAGCGGACAACUUCAUGCGGAGCUGAGCAGGGCUGCCGGGCGGCUGAGCUGCUGGGAUGACACGGAUGGGUAUCGGUUAAGAAGGGCGUGGUUAUGGAAUGACCCAAAUCAAUGAGCGGCCCGGGUCAGGUAAUCUGAGUUAGAGCAGAGCCCGGAAGGGCGAAGUACGGUAUGUGCUUUCCUGAAACACGAGGCACUCACCGUUGGUCGUCCGGGGCAUGGGCAGCCGACGGAGGCAGGACGGUUGAACUGGAUGGGCAUCACGGUGCAAUCCGAUGGGGACAGAAGCUGACGACCCGAUGCAAUCUUGCCGUGCUGGACAGAGGGAGGCGUGUUUGCAUAGCAAGUUAGUAACGCAUGUAUGAGCCAAGUAAACGCUCGGCUACCUUGCUCAGCCUGGUGGGUGGCACCCAGCCGCAACCCCAGCGUCCCCCUGUCCGCACUCCUAGGGCUUUAAUUGUCCGAAACAGCAAGCGAACACUGCAACGAAGUGUAUAGCGGUAGAUAGGUAGGCAGCGGUACACGAUGAGCAGGCCAGGUGGUAUAACCGUCUUGCAGAGUCAUAUGCUGUUGGUUUAGUGUUCGGCAGUUAUGUUUGUUGCCGAGUUACUGAUUUCCUUGAGCUGUGCACACAGAGCGGUGCCGUAAGGGGUCAAGCGACAUGGCUCCGCAAAAGGGGGCACACGGAGAUCGCCCACGGCUGCAGCAUAUACUUGCACAUGCAUUGCGGGCGGGUGCCGUGUCGAGCGGACACCGGGCUGUGUUUUGGUUGGACUCGUGGUUACGUUUGCUUGUAUACCGGUUGGUCAUCAUCUCAUCAAUCGUUUUGGUGUAAAUCAUUCAUGGACGCGCUUGCAGGAGGCACUGCGUUGCCGUUCGCUGUACUUGCAUUGUCCACCUGUGUGGCAGCAGAGUGCGCUACAUGGGCAGAGUAGGGGCCACUUGUGAGGGAGCUGCAGCGUGGGCGCGCAACCCAAUCAUUGUGGUAUACCGUGUACCGGGUAUGCUAGAUUGCUAACCCUGUAAACCUUUUGGCGG
This is a messenger RNA of Astrephomene gubernaculifera, 3031 nucleotides long. Lineage: Eukaryota; Viridiplantae; Chlorophyta; Chlorophyceae; Chlamydomonadales; Astrephomenaceae. The record is from the annotation of a GenBank genome assembly.